GUGAGGCGUUGGUGAGCUGAUGAGGCGAGUUGUGGUCCGAGUCCGACACAGAGGCUCACUGUACCGGGACCGACCAGGCAGGAACGCUGACCGGGUACCGGGUACAGUUUAGCACGGGACUAAUAUAAACCGGGAUAUCACUGUUACUGGGCUUUACUCUGUCUACCAGGCGCCAUGUCUGCCAAGGCCAUCUCCGAGCAGACGGGGAAAGAGUUCCUGUACAAGCACAUCUGCACGUCGGCGGCCGUCCAGAACCGCUUCCUGUACGCCGCCGUCACGGCCGAGACGGACUGGGAUCGACUCUCGCGGGACCACCCAUGGCUCCUGAGUCAGCGAUUGGUGGUGAAGCCCGAUCAGCUGAUCAAGCGCAGAGGAAAGCUGGGAUUGGUGGGCGUCGACCUCGACCUCCAGGGCGUCCGGGAGUGGCUGAAGACGCGCAUGAUGAAGGAAACCACGGUCGGAAAGGCGAAGGGAAUCCUGAGGAAAUUCCUGAUCGAACCGUUUGUUCCACACUCGCAGGACGAGGAGUUCUACGUGUGUAUUUACGCCACGCGGGAGGGCGACCACGUGCUCUUCCACCACGAAGGCGGCGUGGACGUCGGGGACGUGGAUUCCAAAGCUCGGCGUCUGACGGUCGGCGUGGACGAGAAGCUCGACGCCGAGGCCGUUACCGAACAGCUGCUCACGCACGUCCCCGACGACAAGAAGGGAGCUCUGGCCAGCUUCAUCGUUGGACUCUUCAACCUGUAUGAGAACUUGUACUUCACCUACCUGGAGAUCAACCCGCUCGUGGUCAAUCAGGACGGCGUUUACGUUCUGGACAUGGCGGCUAAGAUCGACGCCACGGCCGAUUUCAUCUGCAAACCCAAGUGGGGCGACGUGGAGUUCCCCCCUCCUUUUGGGAGGGAAGCCUAUCCUGAGGAAGCCUACAUAGCAGAUCUGGAUGCUAAGAGUGGCGCGAGUCUCAAACUCACCCUGCUGAACCCUCGGGGACGCAUCUGGACCAUGGUAGCUGGAGGAGGCGCCUCCGUCGUCUACAGUGACACCAUCUGUGAUCUGGGCGGAGUGGACGAACUGGCCAAUUACGGCGAGUAUUCCGGGGCGCCGAGCGAACAGCAGACGUACGACUACGCCAAGACUAUCCUCUCGCUCAUGACCCGCGAGAAGCACCCCGACGGUAAGGUGCUGAUCAUUGGCGGGAGCAUUGCUAACUUCACCAACGUCGCGGCUACGUUUAAAGGUAUAGUGCGAGCCAUUAAGGACUAUCAGGGCCCUCUGAAGGAGCAUGAGGUGACUAUAUUUGUGCGCCGCGGUGGACCGAAUUACCAGGAAGGACUCCGGGUGAUGGGAGAAGUGGGAAAGACCACCGGGAUUCCCAUCCACGUCUUCGGCACCGAGACUCACAUGACCGCCAUCGUUGGCAUGGCGCUCGGCCAUCGUCCCAUCCCCAAUCAGCCUCCGGUCGCCGCCCACACCGCCAACUUCCUUCUCAACUCCAGUAGCAGCGCUGCGACUCCGGCAACCUCCAGAACCGCUUCAUUUUCCGAGCACCGAACCACCAACGACAUCACACCGGCCAAAAAGCCCAAACCCGGAGUUCCACCAGCUUCUUUCUGCCAGUCUUGGUUUGUGAGGAACGUGGCCAGUGCCAGAGCGACAGAACACCAGCGCACGGCAGACCGGAGUGGAGCUAAAGCCACCACUCUGUUCAGCAAUCACACCAAGUCCAUCGUUUGGGGGAUGCAGACCCGAGCCGUCCAGGGAAUGCUGGACUUUGAUUACGUCUGUUCUCGAGAGGAACCCUCGGUGGCCGCCAUGGUUUAUCCUUUCACUGGAGAUCACAAGCAGAAGUUCUACUGGGGUCAUAAGGAGAUCCUGCUCCCGGUCUAUAAGAACAUGGCGGACGCUAUGAAGAAGCAUCCGGAGGUGGACGUCCUGAUCAGCUUCGCCUCCCUGCGCUCUGCCUUUGACAGCACCAUGGAGACCAUGCAGUACCCACAGAUCCACACUAUAGCCAUCAUCGCUGAGGGAAUCCCUGAAGCUCUGACUCGAAAACUGAUCAAAACCGCUGACGAGAAAGGAGUCACCAUCAUCGGACCGGCAACGGUGGGCGGCAUAAAGCCGGGCUGCUAUAAGAUCGGAAACACCGGUGGAAUGCUGGACAACAUCCUGGCAUCGAAGCUGUACCGCCCGGGCAGCGUGGCGUACGUGUCGCGGUCAGGCGGGAUGUCUAACGAGCUGAACAACAUCAUCUCCCGCUCCACAGACGGAGUGUAUGAGGGCGUGGCUAUCGGAGGAGACAGAUAUCCCGGAUCUACAUUCAUGGACCACGUGCUGCGUUAUGAGGACACUCCCGGAGUGAAGAUGAUCGUUGUGCUCGGAGAGAUUGGAGGCACUGAGGAGUGCAAGAUCUGCGAGGCGGUCGCUGAGGGCAGGAUCACCAAACCUGUGGUGUGCUGGUGUAUCGGCACCUGCGCCACCAUGUUCUCAUCAGAGGUGCAGUUCGGCCACGCGGGUGCUUGCGCCAAUCAGGCGUCGGAGACGGCCGUGGCGAAGAACGAGGCGCUGCGUGAGGCCGGAGUUUACGUUCCCAGAAGCUUUGAUGAGCUCGGAGACGUAAUCAGGUCUGUGUAUGAUAAGCUGGUAGAGGGCGGUGUGAUCAUUCCAGCACAGGAAGUUCCUCCCCCUACAGUCCCGAUGGACUAUUCCUGGGCCAGGGAACUGGGUCUGAUCCGUAAGCCCGCCUCCUUCAUGACCAGUAUCUGUGACGAGAGGGGUCAGGAGCUGAUCUAUGCCGGGAUGCCCAUCACUGAGGUCUUUAAGGAGGAGAUGGGAUUAGGAGGAGUGCUCGGCCUGCUGUGGUUCCAGAGGAGGUUACCCCGGUACGCCUGUCAGUUCAUCGAGAUGUGUCUGAUGGUGACGGCCGAUCACGGUCCCGCUGUGUCCGGAGCUCAUAACACCAUCGUGUGCGCUCGUGCCGGGAAAGACCUGGUGUCCAGCCUCACGUCCGGCCUGCUCACCAUCGGAGACCGUUUUGGCGGCGCCCUGGACGCGGCAGCCAAGCAGUUCAGUAAAGCGUUCGACAGCGGCAUGCUGCCCAUGGAGUUCGUCAACAAGAUGAAGAAAGACGGCAAACUGAUCAUGGGCAUUGGGCAUCGGGUCAAAUCGAUCAACAACCCGGACAUGAGGGUGCAGAUCCUGAAGGACUUUGUGAAGCAGCACUUUUCCUCCACGCAGCUGCUGGACUACGCUCUGGACGUGGAGAAAAUCACCACCUCCAAGAAGCCCAAUCUGAUCCUGAACGUGGACGGUCUCAUCGGCGUGGCCUUCGUGGACUUAUUAAGGACGUGCGGAGGGUUCACACGGGACGAGGCGGACGAGUUCGUGGAAAUCGGCGCUCUUAACGGGAUCUUCGUCCUGGGACGCAGCAUGGGCUUCAUCGGUCACUAUCUGGACCAGAAGCGUCUGAAGCAGGGUCUGUAUCGGCACCCGUGGGACGACAUCUCCUACGUGCUCCCCGAACACAUGUCCAUGUGACCUCCAUCACCCCCGUCAGCCUAGAUGUUCGUCUCUCCUCGUCCUGUCUCUGACCUGAUACUGCUCUGUGUUACUGUUGUUUCUAAAAGCACUUUCAUCCACUUCCUGUCCUAACACAAGAGGAGCGACGUCUACACCAUCAGCACCGAGACCAACGCGCUGCCGUAGCGCUAACUAGCUAAUGUGCUUCAAUAAAAGCUUUGCUCAUGACCUGCCUGGAAAAAACUGCCUUCAGACACACACAUGAAAGCCUGAUCGUCGUAUAAUUAGCUAACUCGCUAUGUUGUAACCUUUGAUACUUAGCCAUGCGACGUUUAGCUUCCACCUAGAUUUACACGUUCGCCGAAUAAAUACGUGGUUUUUAUGUUA
Messenger RNA from Trichomycterus rosablanca, 3906 nucleotides. RefSeq names its product ATP citrate lyase b (gene aclyb). The transcript has 31 exons. The record is from RefSeq and is a predicted model, not a curated record. Lineage: Eukaryota; Metazoa; Chordata; Actinopteri; Siluriformes; Trichomycteridae. Gene Ontology annotation, biological process: acetyl-CoA biosynthetic process; citrate metabolic process; tricarboxylic acid cycle. Gene Ontology annotation, cellular component: cytosol. The coding region runs from base 175 to 3537 and encodes 1120 amino acids. Gene Ontology annotation, molecular function: ATP citrate synthase activity.